UUCUCUGACGUAAAAAAAUAAUAUUUGUUGAGGUGGUUAAAUCCAUCAGAUGAACCCCCCCCCCUCCUCCUGCGUGCGUAAAUGUGCGGAGCCACCUUAAAGGAAAGCAGCCCGCUGAUGUCAGAGACACAGACUCCGCCGCCGGUUCAGCGCUGCUCCGCUCCGCCGUUUCAAAUCUUCAUCCGCGCUGCUGCUGCUGCUGCUCUCCUCCUCUCUCUCCUCUCCUCUCCUCACUUUUCUCCAGCUCAUGUCUCGACUGCAUCCAUCGGAGUAGCUUAUUUUAACCCCCUUCUUCGGCAACACGUUCAACUGUGCUGUGUCAGCCCUACCUGAGCCAAAUCCUUCCCUUGGGGAGAGAAAGGUUCCCUUCCUGUCUGAGCAGAUCGCUGCUGUUGCAACAUCCCGGCCUCCCCCAUCCGCCAGCGCACGGCAACCACAGGAGCGCUGGCUUGAUUCCAGGGAGGCUUCGAUCCUGCAGCCACGUCAAUCACGUCUUCACCGCUGGCUGCGGGGCGGCCCUCGUGGCCAGGAUGCCACUGUGUGCCAUGCCAGUCCACAGUGGACGGUGAGGGGCAGGAGGAGGGGACCGAGUGCAGGAGACUGAGAGGAGGCGGCUCUCACCAAACAGGAGAAAUGAACCUCUGCUGGAACGAGAUCAAACGCAAAUCCCACAACAUCCGGGUGCGGCUAGAGGCCUUCUCAGACAACAGUGGGAAGCUGCAGCUCUCUCUGCAGGAGAUCAUAGAAUGGCUGACAGCCAAGGACGAGGAGCUCUCAGAGCAGCUGCCCAUAGGAGGCGACGUGGGGGCAGUCCAGCACCAGAGGGAGUUCCACCAGGCAUUCAUGGAGGAUGUCAAGUCUCGCGGGCCGUUCAUCUACUCAGUCUUGGAGUCUGCCCAGGCCUUUCUGGCUCAGCACCCCUUCCAGGAGCCGGAGGAGACCCUGACCGAUGGAAAAGAGGUGUCUCCACGUCGGCGGAUCUUAAAUGUGAGCCGCUCGGUGUGGAAGCAGGCGAACGUGGCCAGUGACCUGUGGGAAAAGCUGACAGCGCGAUGUGUGGACCGCCAUAGACACAUGGAAAGGACCUUAGAGCGUCUACUUCAGAUCCAGGCAGCGAUGGAGGAGCUGGCCGUGGCCCUGGAGCAGGCAGAGGGGGUGAGAGACGCCUGGGAGCCUGUCGGAGACCUCUUCAUCGAUUCUCUGCAGGACCAUAUAGACGCCACCAAGUUAUUUAAGGAGGAGCUGACCCAGGUGAAGGAGGGCAUGAAGCACAUCAAUGAUCUGGCCCACCAGCUGGCGAUCUCUGAUGUCCAUUUGUCGAUGGAGAACGCCCGUGCCCUGGAGCAUCUCAACAGCAGAUGGAAAGUGCUUCAGGGUUCGAUAGAGGAGCGGUUGAAGCAGCUCCAAGAUGCACAUAGAGACUUUGGCCCUGGAUCGCAGCACUUCCUUUCCAGUUCAGUGCAAAUACCGUGGGAGCGUGCCAUCUCCCCGAACAAAGUGCCCUACUACAUCAACCAUCAAGCCCAGACAACAUGCUGGGACCAUCCAAAGAUGACAGAACUGUACCAAGCACUGGCGGAUCUGAAUAACAUCAAGUUCUCAGCAUACAGAACAGCUAUGAAGCUGCGGCGAGUUCAAAAGGCCCUGAGAUUGGAUUUAGUAGCACUGAGCAGCCUUGUGGAGGUGUUUCGGGAGCAGGAGCUGCAGCAGGGGGAGCAUGUGAUGGAUGUGGUUGAGAUGAUCCACGGCCUGACAGCUCUGUAUGAGAGGUUGGAGGAGGAGAGGUCCAUCCUGGUUAACAUUCCACUCUGUGUUGACAUGUGUCUCAACUGGCUGCUAAACGUCUAUGACAGUGCUCGAAAUGGCAAAAUGCGAGUUCUCAGCUUCAAGAUGGGAUUGGUGAGCUUGUGCAAUGCAGACGUCCAAGAGAAGUACAAAUACUUAUUCCGUCAGGUGUCCGGUCCUGGAGGUUUGACAGACCAGCGUCACCUCAGCCUGCUGCUCCAUGAAGCCAUCCAGAUCCCCCGCCAGUUGGGUGAAGUUGCUGCUUUUGGGGGCAGCAAUGUGGAGCCUAGUGUCCGCAGUUGCUUCCGUGUGGCCCUAGGGAAACCUGCAAUUGAGGUGUCUCACUUCCUGGAGUGGAUGAGCUUGGAGCCUCAGUCAAUGGUUUGGCUGCCUGUCCUUCACCGCGUGACUGCUGCAGAGUCGACCAAGCACCAGGCCAAAUGUUACGUGUGCAAACAGUGUCCCAUCAAGGGUUUCAGGUAUCGGAGUCUGAAGCAGUUCAAUGUGGACAUCUGCCAGACAUGUUUUCUAACUGGCCGUACUACCAAGGGAAAGAAGCUGCACUACCCCAUCAUGGAGUACUACACCCCAACGACCUCGGGAGAGAAGAUGAGGGACUUUGCCAAGACUCUGAAGAAUAAGUUCAGGUCAAAGCAAUACUUCACCAAGCACCCUCAGAGAGGUUACCUGCCGGUGCAGUCUGUGCUGGAAGCUGAGAGCUCGGAGACGCCGUGCUCAUCGCCCAGGCUGCCCCACGCUGACACACACAGCAGGAUUGAACAUUAUGCCAGCAGAUUGGCAGAAAUGGAGAGCCAGAAUUGUUCGUUCUUCACAGAUAGCCUGUCUCCUGAUGAAAGUCUGGAUGAAGAUCAGUACCUCCUGCGUCACUCCAGCCCAGCCCUGGACCAUGACUCACCCUGCGGACAGCACAUGCUGCUGGCCCACCUGGAGCACCAGGACAAGGAGCAGCUCCAAUGCACCCUGGCCCGCCUGGAGAAUGAGAACAGGGUGCUGCAGGGAGAGUACAGAAGGCUCAAGUGGAAGCACGAGGAGGCAGCGUCCGUUCCCAUGUUGACUGAGGCUGGAGAGGGCGGUCCGGGAUCCCCUACAGCAGAAGGGCAGCAGGACGAGGAGCUCCUGGCCGAGGCACGGGUUCUCCGGCAACACAAGACGCGCCUUGAGACCCGUAUGCAGAUCCUGGAGGACCACAACAAACAGCUGGAGUCCCAGCUGCGCAGGCUCAGGGAGCUUCUGCUACAGCCCAAAGAUGAUUCAGAGGCCAACGGAUCAGAACCGUCAACCCUGUCUUCUCCUGUGUCUGGCGGGGGUCACCACGGGGAGCCGGCCAGCAGAGAGACUACUGACACUGAAGCAGCAGGAGAUGAUAUGGAGCAUGAACAGGAUACAGUGCUGCAACUCCAGGAGGUCAUCGAGCAGCUGAGAAACGUCUUCCCUUCUGAACCAGGCACCACCUCACACAUCUAACCCCGAGUGGGCCUGGAGGAGCAAAGAGAAAGCCUGAAAGGAAGCCUGAUGGCAGAGGGAGGAGCUCCAGAAGGCUGAGGUCAGGCCACAAUACACCAGGCCCUGUGAUGACUGCAGCAGCUAUGAUACCCCAGAGCUAACCCUCUACUGGAACUCUGUGCACUAAAAGCCUUUUUCAUGCAAACUGCUCAAGGCUCCCGCUGAUGUCCUGAUGUUUGGCCAGGCUGUGCUUUAUAACUUCAGUGUCACAGCCUGACACAGUGUUAACGAGCCAAAGGAAACUAAUGUUAGCAGCAGGUCAGGGAGAGACUAAAGUAAAAAGGAAAAUGCCCAGCCAAGACACUGUGCUUACCAGUAUCUGUGUAGUCGUUCGGGGUGUGAAGCUUUAUAUCAGUCCACAGCACAAAUUGGACUUUCCAUGAAAAGAAUUUUAAAAAAAAUGCAAAAAGGAAUAAGAAGAAUAUCCCCUUGUUUUGUCAGAAUGCCUGUGUCUUCAGUGUCUGUGGGUAUUUUUUUCUCCUUGAAUGUGUUAUCAUGUCGUUUUUAUUUUUUGAAGAGACGUACUGCGUUAAAGCUUGCUAGUGUAAACUAGAUCAGGGCUGGGCUGACUGCAUUUCAUGUGGCUGCGUGGUGCAGACUGUCAGUGAGUUGACAGCACCCACAACAAGCUUAUUUACUUUGUGAGAAUGACACAUCAUCAGUUAAAUCCAUGAUUUAUUUAAGACAGCCAAAGUGCCCGCUAGCACAGCGCCUCUGUAUGCACACUGUGUUCCUCUAAUCCUCUCAAACUGCUUGUCACUCUCAUUGCUCGCCUCUACUAAGCGAGCCCUUUAUGCUCAUACGGACCCACUUGCGCUCACCAUACGUGCACACGCACUUGUAUGCUGCUAAGUCCAUACUCUUUAUUGACAAUGCACCCUUCACUCAUUGUGCACAAAUUCACAAACGGCUCUCUGCAUGAUCAAUAACAUGUACUGUGCUGCAUCACUAAAAAAAAGAAAAGAAAAGAAAAAAGACUUCCAUAAAAAAAAUUGAGAUAUAUUUCAUCUCUUUAGCUCGGGGGAUCCAGACAAGCUCUCAGUUUUGAGCCAAUUUGUUUUGUGACUGGAAUUGGGUUUUGUUGAGGAAAUGUCUGCCGAUAAAUAUCAGCAUGCAGACGUCCGCUCUGGAAUUUUGGAGUGUACUCCUGCUGUGCGCACAGAAAGAGAAGGAAGCAGCUCCAGGCAAUAGUGCUGCCAGGCCAAAGCCCUCUCUCUCUUUCUCCCUUUUUCUGCAAGGCCAAUUCCAGACACUACAGGGGGGGGACAAAGCAUG
This is a messenger RNA of Larimichthys crocea (large yellow croaker), 4584 nucleotides long. It is a transcript of the gene drp2, whose product is annotated as dystrophin related protein 2. The coding region runs from base 634 to 3270 and encodes 878 amino acids. Gene Ontology annotation, molecular function: protein binding; zinc ion binding. NCBI's taxonomy places the organism in Eukaryota, Metazoa, Chordata, Actinopteri, Sciaenidae. Gene Ontology annotation, cellular component: plasma membrane. Gene Ontology annotation, biological process: synaptic signaling. The transcript is spliced from 25 exons. The record is from RefSeq and is a predicted model, not a curated record.